AUGGGUAUUCCAGUUGAUCGAUUUGUAAAUCCAGUUGAUGAAAAUCUAAUCUGUGGUAUUUGUCAUGGUGUAUUUAUUAUACCUGUAGUAACAGAAUGUGGUCAUACAUUUUGUGCUAAUUGUUUAAAAAUAUGGUUAAAUUCAAAAUUGGAACAUUUAAAUCAUUUAACAAUAAGUGAUAAUGAACGAACACGUUUUCAAUUUACAUGUCCAACUUGUCGAACAAAAUUAAAUGUUAAUAAUUCACAACAAAAUAAUUCUAUAAAUUCAGUCGUAAAUACAACAAACAAUAUAAAUAAUCAUAUUAAUAAUUAUUGUUUUCAUGAUAAACCAAAUAUUAAUUUAUUAUCAAUAGCUAGACCAGUACUUGCAUUAAAGAAUUUUUUAAAUUCUUUACAAAUUUAUUGUGAAUAUGCUAAACGUGGAUGUACUACUAUUGGCAGUGUAGAAUUAAUACAUUUUGGUAAUCAUCGACAUGUAUGCGCUUAUGUACCAGUUGAUUGUGCUGGUUGUGGUAGAACAUUAAAUAGAAUUGAAUUAGCUGCUCAUCAAUUAGGCUGUUUUGGUAUACAGGCUGAACUAGGUGAAAUACACCGGGAAAAUAUUAAACUAUCACAAGAAGUACAAUCAACAGUUGAUGUUGGUAUUCAAACUUUAACAUGUUCCUUAGAAGAAGAAGAAGAAUUGAUUCGUCAAAGAAACUGUACACAUUUAACACAAUCCAAAGAGAUAACAACAAAUUUAUGCAGUUCCAGUGUUCAAACAUAUGAUGAAAAUUUAAAAAGUACAUGUGAUUUUCAAGUUCAAACAGACUUCAAUCAUAAUUUCUCUUCGAUAAAAAUUGAUCAACACUAUAAUAACAGAAGUUUACAACUUUUAAAUGUUAGUUUAAUUAAACUUGUUCAUGCACUACGUGUGGAAUUAGACUCAGCUCAAAAUGAAUUAUAUAUGAGGAAUGGGAAAUAA
This is a messenger RNA of Schistosoma curassoni, 966 nucleotides long. NCBI's taxonomy places the organism in Eukaryota, Metazoa, Platyhelminthes, Trematoda, Strigeidida, Schistosomatidae. The record is from the annotation of a GenBank genome assembly.